Molecule: messenger RNA, 1307 nt
Organism: Trichomonas vaginalis G3
Lineage: Eukaryota; Parabasalia; Trichomonadida; Trichomonadidae
Exons: 1
Source: RefSeq, a predicted model, not a curated record
AUGAUUCGUUACGCUUUAGCAUAUAAAGACUUUAAUCCUAAUGAAAAAUAUCCCGAGGAAGAGAUAGAAUCAAGUUUUGAAUUAACGAAAAAGUAUUGGAAAUAUAAAAUUGAAUCAUAUAAGAAACAAGAUGAAAAAGCAGAAAGGGAUACUAAAAAUAAUGUUUCAAUGGAUGAUUUUCAAUACUAUCACGAUUUAAUCCUUUCAUCUAAAUGCAAAAUGUGUGGUAAAGCGUUUACAUAUGCAAAUAAACCAACAUUGGAUAGAAUAGAUAAUGAAAAACCACAUACCAAAGAAAAUUGUCAGUUAAUGUGUUGUUAUUGCAAUGUCGUGAAAUCAAAUAAAGAUGAAGAUGUUCAACGUUUAAGAAUCAAUUUAAGAAAUUAUGCAUUAAAAAAUAAUUUACCAAUGACUUUAGAUUCAGUUGAAGCUUAUCACAUUCUCCGUAAUGGAAUUACUGGUGGUUUAUCAAAUGUUCAACAUCGUGUUAAUCUUAAAGGAAUCACACACAUUAAUAAACUUUCAUAUAAUCCAGAAACUAAAACUGUAUCAAAUGAGGACACCACCAACAUCAUGACUCAUUUCGUUGGUGUUGAUUUUAAUUCAUUAUAUCCUUCAUCAUUUUCAUCUAAUCCUCAUGAUUUCAUUCAAUAUACUGACCAUAAAAUGUAUAUGCCGGGAAGAUUGAAUGGUGUUAUCAUUUGUGAUACAGCAACAAAGAAAGCAAAAGCACUGGGAAUAAUUAAGAAGAAAAAUACUUUAUUCGUGGCUGAAGUAAAGGGUCACAUUGAUGAAAAAUACAUUAAUGAUUACAUAAACUUUUUACCGAUAAUAAGAAACUUAGAUAUUAUCACAGAUGAAAAAACAAUUGGCAGUUUUAUGUAUAAUUACAUGAAAUCAAACAAUCUACCAGUUGACCAGAAACAGAGGAAAUUAACUCAGUUAGCAUCAACAUACAACCAAUAUCAACCAUUUUCUUCUUAUUAUCUUUGGUAUCUAAUAGACAGAUUUCAUUUUAUCAUCGAUGAUAUUCAAUCAAUUUUAACAUUUACGAAAAACACUUGUUUUAAUGAAUUUGCGAACGAAUUUAUGAACGAAAGACAAAAGGCUGAAUUAGAAGGAAAUAAAGGAAAAAGUUUAUUUUGCAAGAUUUCACUUAAUGGAUCAUAUGGUUACGAUGCAAUGAAUACGCAAAAUUACGCAAAGACUAAAAUAAUGAAUGCACAGAAGGCACGCGUUGCAUGUAUGUCAAAUAAGUUUAAAAACAUAAGAGAAAUAGGUGAAGAUACAUAUCAAGUGAUGCUUAA